ACGCUGUUUACUUCGCGUCUCAUCAUGACGUUCUCAUCGUUGCUGCGAGUAUGCGCGCUCUCUUCCUUCUCUCUCUUCCUGCAGCAUGUCUCGGCAUACGUGGGUAGCGCUACUGUAUCUAGCACAAUCCUAAUCAUUGCGCGCGAUACAACAUCUGCUACCAAUGGUGCUGCACUUGGUCUCCAAGGAUAUGGUAUCCCCUACGAGAUCCUCACUGUCCCACAGGCUGGCAUAGCCAACCUACCUCUGCUCAACUCUACGGUUACGAACGGAAACUAUGGUGGUAUUAUUACCAUAAGCGAAGUGGGAUACAACUACAAUGACCUGUACUACAGCGCACUCACAGAUGCGCAAUGGAGCCAAUUGUACGCCUACCAGACCAAUUUUGGUGUGCGCAUGGUCCGCUUGGAUGUGUAUCCUACGGCCGACUUUGGGGUUUCUCCCAAUGGUGGCAACUUGAACGACGAGCCAGUGUCCUUCACGAACAUGUCUGGAUUUCCAUCUGCCAAUCUCAAGGCAAAUGUUCCCGUCAGUAUUGCAAGCAUUUACCACUCUCCCGCAACUAUUGUGAACGCUUCAAUUGCGUGGGAAGUGGCGAAGUUCUCAGUCGGUGGAUCCGCUGCUGUUAUAAACCAAAUUGGCGCCCGUCAGCAGAUGGUGUGGUUCUUGCCUUUUGCGUUAGACUGGGCGCCCUCUAGCAACAUCUUGCAGCACGCAUGGAUCACUUGGAUCACCAGGGGUCUUUAUGUUGGCUUUCGGAGAAUUUACCUGAGCACACAAGUGGAUGACAUGUUCCUGGAGACUGAGCUUUACAGGCCACAGGGCCAGAUCUUCCGUGUCAAGCCAGAGGAUCUUUCAGUGCACGUCCAAUGGCAGGCUGGCCUCAACGCGAGGAUGCCUGCUGGUUCUGAUUACUUCGUCGAGAUUGGACACAACGGUAACGGUGAUAUUGAAGCUAGUGUGGAAACUACCAAGGGUCAGACGGUAUGCUCGCCUAGCAACGCUAUCGAGUAUGCGGAACAGAAGGACGGUAGCCCAGAGUACCAGAAGCCACCUGGCACAGGCGUCAACAUCUGGCCUACCACGCCUACUCAGUACACUUGGAGCCUUGAAUGUGCGAAGCUCGAUGCAUUGGAGAACUGGUUCGCAGUCGCAAGCCAGCGCGACGCGUUUGCGCACAUCUCGCAUACAUUUUCACACAUGGAUUUGACUAACGCCACAUACUCGGACGCGUCCAAAGAGAUCACCUUUAACCAGGCAUGGCUGAAGCAGGUUGGACUUGAUGCCGCCAAGCGCUGGAGCCCCAACGGCAUCAUCCCGCCUGCGAUCACUGGUCUCCACAACGCAGACGUUAUCAAGGCGUGGAUGGACAAUGGCAUCAACAACGUAGUUGGAGACAACACUCGACCACCGCUCCGCAACACACAGAGCACUUUCUGGCCAUUGACCACCAACGUUGCAAACAACGGCUACGCUGGGCUCAUCGUCAUGCCGCGAUGGGCUUCAGUCAUUUACUACAACUGCGAUCUUCCGGCCUGUACGCUGCAAGAGUGGAUCGACACUUCUGCUGGAAAGGGAACUUUCGAUGAUCUGCUCACAAACACGCGAAACACUGCCAUGACCAACCUGUUUGGCCUCCACUGGGACCCUUACAUGUUCCACCAAGCCAACAUGCGCGUCAGCGAUGUCCCAUCGACUACCGUAAACGGCAAAUCGGGACAAUACUCCCUGCUCAUGACAUGGGUCGAGGUCAUCACUGCCGAGAUGAUGCGCCUUACUACCUGGCCGUUCAGGACGCUCAAACACGAUGACAUGACACAGCAGUUCAUCAACCGACAGACUCGAGACCUGUGCCGCCCUAGCAUGACAUGGACCACCUCAGCCGAUGGCGCUAGUGUCACUUCGGUCAACGUGUACACCGCUGGCGGCAACAAGUGCGGAACCACGAUUCCCAUCACGGUGCCAGGACCUAUUUCUGACACCACUGGUGCGACUAAAGAACAGGUUGGGAGCGACCCACUCACCUUGUGGGUGACAAUGAGUGGCGCAAGCAGGCAGUACAAGUUGUCUUCGGCACUACAACUGUAGGGGCCAUCGCCACCACCAAAAAGCACUGCAUCGUCAAGGUCGCGCUUCAAGUUUCUUCGUAUCUAAAUUUAGUAUCAUUUCCAUAGAUGGUGCUUAUCCAAUUGAUUUCGUCUCUGCCCCACGAA
Messenger RNA from Pyrenophora tritici-repentis Pt-1C-BFP, 2213 nucleotides. RefSeq lists its product as uncharacterized. Gene Ontology annotation, biological process: carbohydrate metabolic process. The record is from RefSeq and is a predicted model, not a curated record. NCBI's taxonomy places the organism in Eukaryota, Fungi, Ascomycota, Dothideomycetes, Pleosporales, Pleosporaceae.